Xiphias gladius (swordfish) is the source of this 4588-nucleotide messenger RNA. It is a transcript of the gene abhd17aa, whose product is annotated as abhydrolase domain containing 17A, depalmitoylase a. Gene Ontology annotation, biological process: protein depalmitoylation. The transcript has 6 exons. Lineage: Eukaryota; Metazoa; Chordata; Actinopteri; Istiophoriformes; Xiphiidae. The coding region runs from base 267 to 1322 and encodes 351 amino acids. Gene Ontology annotation, cellular component: endosome membrane; plasma membrane. The record is from RefSeq and is a predicted model, not a curated record. Gene Ontology annotation, molecular function: palmitoyl-(protein) hydrolase activity.
UAGAAAAAAAAAAAAAAUCUGGUUGCCAUGAAUUUCAGCUAGCCAGCCACCGAACACUGUCGGUACACUUGAGUAAAAACAUCCAUGUCAAGACACAAGAAGGAUUUUCGAAGUCUUGUGCUGCUUCUGUGUACAUAUAGGGGCACACCAGCCUCCCAGCCGACCCACUGUGAAUCGAUCCAGCUGGCUCAGUGACUAGACUAGAAGACCUUGGCACCAUUGUGUGCCACUUCAUUUCAAGACCCAGGGAUUUCUGAAUCCAGAAGAUGAACGGUCUGUCCAUACGAGAGCUAUGCUGCCUGUUCUGCUGCCCCCCUUGCCCCAGUCGCAUUGCAGCCAAACUGGCUUUCCUCCCUCCAGAGCCCACCUAUGCCCUUCUCCCUGACCCAGAUCCAGGUUCUGGAGCUGGAACUGCAUCUGGGUCCAGCUCUGCAGCUGCUCUGCCAUCUCUUGGAGCCCCAGGGCUGCGUUCCCGGCUGGGCACUGGUAGUGGAGGUGACAGAGGAGGUGGAGGAGGUGGAGGUGGUGGAGGAGGUGGCGGUGGGGGUGGAGGUGGAGGGGGUGGCGUUGGGGGUGAAAGCAGGUGGAAGCUGCAUCUCACAGAGAGAGCAGAGUUCCAGUAUUCACAAAGAGAGCUGGAUGUGACAGAUGUCUUCCUGACCAGGUCUAGCCGAGGGAACAGGGUUGGGUGCAUGUACAUUCGCUGUGCCCCCAGUGCCAGGUUUACAGUGUUGUUUUCCCAUGGUAAUGCAGUAGACCUGGGCCAGAUGAGCAGCUUCUACAUUGGCUUAGGCACACGCAUCAACUGCAACAUCUUCUCCUAUGAUUACUCAGGCUACGGUGUUAGCACUGGCAAGCCCUCUGAGAAGAACCUUUAUGCUGACAUUGAUGCCGCCUGGCAUGCCCUGCGGUCCCGGUAUGGCAUCAGCCCAGAGAAUAUCAUCCUGUACGGACAGAGCAUCGGCACAGUUCCCACAGUAGACCUGGCAUCACGGUUUGAAUGUGCUGCUGUGGUCCUCCACUCUCCUCUCACCUCUGGUAUGAGAGUGGCCUUCCCCGACACCAAGAAAACAUACUGCUUUGAUGCCUUUCCUAACAUCGAGAAGGUGUCAAAGAUCCCGUCUCCAGUGCUCAUCAUCCACGGUACAGAGGACGAGGUGAUCGACUUCUCUCAUGGCCUUGCCCUGUUUGAGCGCUGUCCCAAGGCUGUGGAGCCCCUCUGGGUGGAGGGAGCUGGUCACAACGACAUUGAGCUUUACAGUCAGUACCUGGAGAGGCUACGCCGCUUCAUAAACCAGGACCUGGCUGCACAGCAUGCCUGAGAAACAAACAACAGCCUCUCUGCAUUUGUAUGAAUGAGACUUUGUGUGUGUGUGUGUGUGAGAGAAUGGGACUGAUAUAGAUUGAGGUUGUCAGCAUGUUUGCAAAGUAUGGAUGAGAUAUAGACCUAAAAAGGAUGUGUGAUUUUUGCCACAUCUGUGUGUCUUUGAAGCAGCACACCUUAAGGUAAAUUUUUCAACACAACCUAUCUUCUCUUUCCUGUUUUAAAAGUGAGAGUCUUUUUUAAUCUAUCAUUAGCUGUAUCCAUCUGUAAGGUGGAGUGUGAUGAAAAUGCUAAAAACAAGAACAGAGAUGAAACAAAUGCAGUUUUUAAUGUGGGAAAAAUUGUGAAUUGCAGCUUUAAAAUGUGUUUACUCACAUGAAUUAAGAAGGAAUAACAAUGUGCUUUGUCAAAAAAGGCACACAGAUGAAGUGUUACAUGUUAGUGAAUGUAUGAAUCAUGGAUGUGUAUGUUCAUAUCUCCAUGGACCUGUGACACCUGAAUUGUGUGAGAGUGUGAGCGAGCGAGGCAGUGCUGAAAGAAAUUAAGAUUCUGAUAACUUGGACAGCUGCAAGUGGAGGAGACUUAUGGAGACUUAUUAAUAUUGUUUUUUUGCCAGUGUAUGUAUGAAGAAUACCUCCACAGCUUGAUCAGUUCUCUCUCCAGACAAACACUGGUCAAGCAUGUGCCCCCACAAACCCCCCUCCUCCGUCUCCUCCACUCCCUGUUUACUGUUAAUGGACAUCCACUUGACUGCCAGGGCAUUUCCCAGGUUAUUGUCCAGCUAACACUAACCUUCUCUUUUUGUGUGGUUUGGGGGUCCAUCUUCUUUCCUUUGGUGUCAGUUACGGCAAAUAUACAAGGACUAGUCUGGACUAUUCUCUUAGCUGGCUGUUGGAUGUCUCAGACUUUCCUUCAUUUCUGACUCUUUGCAAGGAUCACAGGAUGGCCAGCUUCCAUUUAAUUUCCUGGCUGUGCGGUAGCUUUAGCCUUUUACUGUCCACAGAAUUGCAGCAGCAACUUGCAGGGAAUUCUUUUGAUUUCCCUGUAUUGCAUUUUCCCACCCAGUCCUACAUAUUCUGAACAAGAAUGAUGGUGUGGUUGAAAUGGAAACAGGUCUUUGAGAGCCACACUGAUAUCGCUGGUAAUGUGGAUGUUACUUAGGCAUUAGUGAAACUGCCAUGGAAGGGAAGGUUUACUGAGUAAUUUUCGUGUCACAUUAGAUCAGUUUGCUCUAAACAGAAGGCUGUAGCCCUUCAGUGUUCACUGAUAUGUGACGUUUAAAGUCUGGCAUUGGCUUGACAUUUUGGGAAAUGCAAUUACUGGUGUUUUUGUGAAGAGUUAGAUGAGAGGAUUUGUACCACUCUCACCCAGGAUGUGACUGUGCACAUAACCUGCCAUAAAAACACAGAGGUGCUGGUAGGCAUGGUAGGCUGGUAUUUUGUUACCUUUGGAUACAAACCACGCUAACUUUCCCCCCUGUUUUCAGUCUUAAUGUUAAGCUAAGCUAACUGGCUACUGGCUGUGGCUUCUUAUUUACCAUACAGUUUUUACCAAUCUUCUCAUCUAACCCUGUACAAGAAAGCGAAUAAACAUGUUUCCUAAAUGUCAAACUAUUCCUUUAAGUUUGAAGCGUGGUUUUCAAAGAUGUCUGUGAAUAAUUUGUAGAAUAAUUUGGUGAACAGACCCUUUUAAAGCUUGAUGUUCUGGCUGGAUUUGGAGGCUUUAAAGGAAUAACGACACAGAGUAGCUGCUCACUUCACCAAACUAAUGAGGAUUAUGUCCGUUCAGAAUAAUCAUGCUUCAUCAGAAUCAUACUGAUUAACUUGUAGUCUUAAAGCACAGUUUGUUUUCCAAAUCUUGUUCCAGAAACACUCAUCAGAGUUAGACAGCCUCCUGUUCAUAUUCACCCUCAGCACAUUUUCUUCUAAUGUUUAUGUCUUGUUGUAAUUAAUCCGAAUGUGUUUGUUGUAGUGUAGGGCCAUGGACUGUUUGUUUCAGGACCAUGUGUGUUGAUGUUAUGACUAACAAUGUGAUUCAGAUUGGGUGCCAGGAGGGGACAUCAUGUCUACUAUAGCUCUGUAUUAACCUCUGUGGCCCUAAAUGUAAGAGCUCUCUUAUGGGUGGCAGCACGUUUCAUGUCUGAAACAAGCCAUAUUUGAGCCUCUCACUGUUGGUGUGGUGCAGGUUCCACCACACACACCUUUGCACAUCAUUACACACAGACACACACACAUUCAAACACAACAUGCGUACACACGUGAUACACGUACUGUAGUAUACAGUAUAUUUACACAUUUAUAUAUAUAUCAGAUCAAGCAUGACGAAAGCAGGUCUUAAGUUCAGCACUAUUGUACAAAGCAUCCAAAGUGUAAUAAGGGUAUAAAAUGUAAGUUUGUGUGUCUUCUUCAUUAUUGUUGACUGUCUUCUACAGGCCAGCAUUAAGGAUACUAGCAUCCUGUUUGAGUAAGUACUAAUAGACCCUGUGUGUAGACCUGAAAAAGUACAAGAAUUGGUUUUAUAGUAGCAGGUUAGCACCCCAUUUCAGAUCUACACAGGGCGUCUGCUGCACAGGAGACCCGUAAGUUUCAGUGAUAGUAGCUGCGUAUUGAUAAGGGAACAUGUACUGAACGAGCACUGAUCUGAUUACUCCAUUUUGGGAGUACAAGUGGGUCUUAGUAAGCGGUGGAAAGGUUACCAAACACCACUUACUUGGUAUCAUCAUUUCGAACAGGGAAUUUUUCCAUUCUCAUCCUGUGCUUUGUGUCUCUGAUAUGUAAAUAACGGAAAUCUGUUACCAUCUUGAACCAGGGAUCUGAGCUGUCAAAAGAAUUAGAGAGAGUUAUCGCAUUUCGCCGAAAAUAGAAGUACGCCUCAGUUUUUCCUGGACAGGUCAUAUUAUCAGGGAAACCACUGGAUCCACUUUUCAUUCAUUGGGUUUUGUUCAAGAAAUGGGGUGGAAAUUUGUCAUUUUAUUGAUGCACCACUAUGGUUGACGUACAUUGUAUCCUCUGGCCCUGAAUGUUUAUUGAUGGGGGUGGGGGGAUGGAACAGUGAAAACUGUAUGCAUGUCUAUUGUGUUUUGCCAAGCAAAUGAUGGGGUGGAGCGUUAUUAUCUAUUCUGUGUGAGGAUAAAGCAGAACUCAUGGCAUUGGAAAAUUGAAGCGUUUUUAAAAAAAACAAAAACAAAACGGGAUGGUUAUUUGAAUUUUUUUUAUUGCUGAUACUAACUGAUGUAUUGUUAUGAGUUUUGUGCUAGAGUUUGAG